AUGAUCUCCACCUCCACCUUCACCAUCACCUCCACCGCCAUACUAUUACAAAUCUCCACCUCCUCCCUCACCAUCACCACCCCACCAUAUUACUAUAAGUCUCCACCUCCUCCAUCACCUUCACCUCCACCACCAUACUAUUACAAAUCUCCACCACCUCCUUCGCCUUCUCCUCCACCACCUUAUUACUACAAGUCUCCUCCACCACCAUCUUCAUCACCACCACCACCAUACUAUUACAAGUCUCCUCCUCCACCAUCCCCAUUACCACCCCCACCAUACUAUUACAAGUCUCCACCACCACCUUCUAAAUCACCUCCUCCCCCCUACUAUUACAAUUCUCCGCCACCACCAGUGAAGUCUCCCCCUCCACCAUAUUACUACUCCUCACCACCACCACCAAAGAAAUCACCUCCUCCACCAUAUCACUACACUUCCCCACCACCACCUGUUAACUCACCACCUCCUCCAUACUACUACUCCUCUCCACCACCACCCAAGAAAUCACCUCCUCCACCAUAUCAUUACACUUCUCCACCACCACCUGUUAAGUCACCACCUCCUCCUUACUACUACAACUCUCCACCACCACCUUAUGUGUAUAAGUCUCCACCACCACCUGCUUACUUUUACAAAUCUCCGCCACCACCAACUAAGUCUCCACCACCUCAUUAUUAUUACAAGUCUCCACCUCCACCAUCACCAAAACCUACACCAGUAUACUAUUACAAAUCUCCGCCCCCACCAACUAAGUCUCCACCACCUGCAUAUUAUUACAAGUCUCCACCUCCACCAUCACCAAAACCUGUGCCAGUAUACUAUUAUAAAUCUCCGCCGCCACCAACUAAGUCUCCACCACCUCCAUAUUACUACAAGUCUCCACCUCCACCAUCACCAAAACCUGUGCCAGUAUACUAUUAUAAAUCUCCGCCCCCACCAACUAAGUCUCCACCACCUCCAUAUUACUACAAGUCUCCACCUCCACCAUCACCAAAACCUGCACCAGUAUACUAUUAUAAAUCACCCCCACCCCCGUCACCAUCACCACCUCCACCUUACUACUACAAGUCUCCACCACCACCAUCACCUUCUCCCCCACCUCCCUACUACUAUAAGUCUCCUCCACCACCAUCGUCAUCUCCUCCUCCACCCUACUACUACAAGUCCCCUCCUCCACCAUCUCCAUCACCACCUCCACCAUACUACUACAAGUCACCACCACCACCAUCGCCGUCUCCUCCACCACCCUAUUACUACAAGUCACCACCACCACCAUCGCCAUCUCCUCCACCACCAUACUACUACAAGUCUCCACCACCACCAUCACCAUCACCUCCACCACCCUACUACUACAAGUCUCCUCCACCCCCAUCGCCUUCUCCCCCUCCACCAUACUACUACAAGUCACCACCACCACCUUCCCCAUCUCCUCCACCACCCUACUACUACAAGUCUCCUCCACCACCAUCCUCAUCACCUCCCCCACCCUACUACUACAAGUCCCCUCCUCCACCAUCGCCUUCUCCUCCACCACCUUACUACUACCACUCUCCACCUCCACCGGUUAAGUCUCCUCCUCCACCCUAUUACUACAACUCACCUCCUCCACCCGUGAAAUCACCUCCUCCACCAGUAUACGUUUAUGCUUCUCCACCACCUCCAACUCACUACUAAGUAUUUCUUGGAGCUCAACCA
This is a messenger RNA of Solanum verrucosum, 1695 nucleotides long. Its product is annotated as extensin-2-like. Bases 1 to 1674 code for a protein of 557 amino acids. Lineage: Eukaryota; Viridiplantae; Streptophyta; Magnoliopsida; Solanales; Solanaceae. The transcript is spliced from 3 exons. The record is from RefSeq and is a predicted model, not a curated record. Gene Ontology annotation, molecular function: structural constituent of cell wall. Gene Ontology annotation, biological process: plant-type cell wall organization.